Messenger RNA from Wasmannia auropunctata (little fire ant), 2198 nucleotides. RefSeq names its product ras-related protein Rab-23 (gene Rab23). Lineage: Eukaryota; Metazoa; Arthropoda; Insecta; Hymenoptera; Formicidae. The transcript has 7 exons. The record is from RefSeq and is a predicted model, not a curated record. Gene Ontology annotation, molecular function: GTP binding; GTPase activity. The coding region runs from base 549 to 1271 and encodes 240 amino acids.
CAAAAGGUCGGCGUGGCCCGCUCUCACGCUUCUCUCUGGCGCGCGUCAGGCGACAGGUGUCCUCCUGGCUAUACAGGUGUUCUCUUCAGUCGGCCAGUGGUGGUCAGCGGCGCGCAUUCGUGCGUGCGUGCGUGCAUGCCUGCGUGCGUGCGUGCAUGCGUGCGUGCAUGCGUGCUCUCUCCGCGUUCCGUUCCGUUCCGUACCGUACCACUCGUACGUCUCGUGGCGCGAGAGGAAGGAACUUCUUGGCUUUCCUCUUCUUCUUUCGCGUGGUGCGCGGCCCCGCGAGUUCCGUUCCGUUUCGCGGGCGAGACUUUUUCCUCCAACGAGAAAGUGAUAUACCGCGCGCGCGGAGAACGAUGAGAAGAAAUGCGGCGGCGCGACGCCGUGUGUCGGAGCUCUGAAUAAUGACUCGGCCGAGGCGCAAAGUCAUCGACUCGGGAAUACCGAGAAGAAGAGAGAGGAGCGAUCUACGCGCACGCCCGACCGAUGGAAGGAUGGACUCGCGUUCCACUGGGAUAUUAUGUUAAUCGCCUUUUACGGUCAGAAUGAGGGAGGAAGAGCUCGAGAUAUCACUCAAGGUGGUGAUAGUGGGCAACGGCGCCGUAGGGAAGUCGUCGAUGAUUCAAAGGUUUUGCAAAGGUACAUAUACGAGGGACUACAAGAAGACGAUCGGCGUCGACUUCCUAGAGCGUGAGAUCGAAGUCGACAGUGAGGAUGUAAGACUGAUGCUGUGGGAUACUGCAGGGCAGGAAGAAUUUGACGCAAUAACCGCGGCUUAUUAUCGCGGCGCCCAUGCCUGUGUCCUCGCUUAUUCGGCGACCGAUAGAGAUUCUUUCGAUGCUAUUCCCACGUGGAAGCUCAAGGUCGAGAACGAGUGCGGAGAAAUACCCACAGUCCUGGUGCAAAAUAAAAUUGAUCUCGUCGACCAGAACGUGAUCGACCCGGACGAAGCCGAGAGGCUCGGCCGCGCCUUAGGCUGCAAACUCCUGCGGACGUCCGUGAAGGAGGACAUCGGCGUGAUGAGCGUCUUCCGACACUUGGCGUCCCGAUGCCUGCACGAGAUGCGUCGCUGUGACGAUGACUACCAGGACGAUCUGAGAUUAUAUUCGGCGGAGCCUAGGUCUCCUUCCGUCAUCAGUGCAUUUAGUCCGGAUGGCUCAAUGUGCGGUCGUAACGCCGGUAAUGGAACGAUAAUCCUUCGGCCCGGCGGCAAAACGAAGAGUCAUAAAAAACGAAAUUUUGUGAAAAACGCAUGUAGACUCUUGUAGCUAUUUUCUCGUAGUGUACGUUAGGAUAACGUUACAUCGCGCUCCGAGUGUUGUACGAAUAUGUCAAAGGUACGGGUGUCUUGUAAAUAUAUAUAGUUUAUUCUCUGAGAAGGCGUAAACGGACGGUGAUUUACAGUGUCCGAUAGUGCAAGUCUAUUGUAUUCUAAUUAACGGCCUACAACGGUUUCAAACACAUAGUACGCAUAACAUUUGGGAAACUCAUUAAACGCAAUAGAAAUAAUCACCAUAAUUAUGCUCAUAACGUUUUUAACCAAAUGGUUGUAGAUUAUGUAAGGUACGGAAGAAGAUUAAUCGCAAAAUAUUAACUGCAGCUGUGCGUACCCGCAAAUGCGGAAUGGGAAUAGUAACGUAACACGAAUAUGACGCGUAAAUUUGUAAAUAUCUCGCCAUAUUAUAUUAAUCUUUAAAUUGCAUCGCAUCCAAGGACCAAAUUAUCAAAUUAAGAUUUUAAUGUCGAUAUGAACGUAGCGUUAAAUAACGACGGUAAUAGUAAUUUAAUUAGUAUUAUUUACAGAUUAGCGCGUCGAUAUUACUUAUAUCCAAAUCCAAAAUAUAAUAACUUAAGAUCAAGUUUGAUUUUGCAAAAUUUGAAAAUCAACAAACUAAAAAUGCAUUCCAAACACGUAUUGUGAUUUAAGGCUUUUGUUUCUCCUAUUGUACUGAACUACUAUGCUAAAAAUGAAAAAUCAUAUGCAUUUCUUUUUUCUUUCACAUGUCUCACUUCUGACGUCAUUAAAUUAGAUUAUAGUGAGAAAGUGAAAGCCUUAAACACAAACAAGUUAGUGUAAACUAUGAUUUUCUAAGACAAUAAUAUAUUACAAUAAGUUACUUAAUAACUAAUGUAAUAUUUUUACUUAUUUGUAAUAUUACAGAACACAAUAAAAUCUCUGUACAUUUUGCUAAAAA